AUGUCGCAGGAACAAAAUGUUCCAUCCCAAAAAAACGAUGAGCUUGCUUCUGAGCUCAAAAGGCUCCACAUUACGCGUGGAAAUUGUAAAUCUCAAAUAACAAAAUUCAAAACCUAUCUAGAUAAAGAAAAAUCAAAAAAUAAUCCUGAUUUUGCUCAGCUUGAAAUUAGACUAUCAAAAGUUGAACCUCUUUUUCAAGCUUUCGAUGACAUUCAGAUUCAAAUAGAAUGUUUAGAGACUAGCAAUGAUGUAGCAAAUCAAAACGAGCGUCUAGAAUUUGAAGAUAGCUAUUUUAGUGUCGUUUCUGAGGGUCAAGCAAUCUUAAAUAAGUCUACUGAUCAGCAGGUAGCAAAUGCAUCAAUCUCUAGCAAUCCUAAUAGUUCUAAUGCACCAACACACCACGUUAAGCUGCCUUCCAUAAGUUUACCGUAUUUCGAUGGGAGUUUCGAUCAAUUCUUGUUCUAUAAAGAUACCUUUCAAGCAUUAAUUCAUAAUGACAAAUCCAUACCUGAUAUCAAUAAAUUCCAUUACUUGCGCUUAUCGUUAAAAGGUCAAGCAGCGGAUUUAUUGAAAUCGCUUGAAAUAUCAGCAAAUAAUUACAGUGUCGCAUGGAAUCUACUAGUUCAACGCUAUGAAAACAAACCUCUAUUAAAAAAGAACCAUAUAAAAGCCUUAUUCGAGACAAAACCUGCUACAAAAGAAUGCCAUGUAGAAUUAAGAAACAUUCUAGAUGACAUGAAUCGGCAUUUAAGAGCCUUAAAAGUCCUAGAAGAACCUGUAGAUUCCUGGGACGCAUUGAUAAUUUAUUUAUUCUCCAUAAAGCUGGACUCAACAACUCGUCGUGAAUGGGAGAGUGAAUACGCCAAACAUGACAAGGUAACUAGAGAAAUAUUUUGCAAUUUUCUCUCUGAAAAAUGCAGAAUUUUGGAAACUUUAAAUAUUCAAUGUAAUAAAGUCAAACAAAAUGUAAAAAGCCUUUUUUCAAGUAAUUCUCCAACUUGUUAUUUUUGCAAUAAAGAGCAUACAAUUUAUAACUGUAAAUCAUUUAUCGAGUUAAGUCCAAGGUCUAGACUAGCUGAGGUCAAAAAAUUGAAACUUUGUGUCAAUUGUCUGCGAAAUAAUCAUUCAACUAACCAGUGUCGGUCUAUGCAUUGUCGAAAAUGUGAUAGUAAUCACAACACCCUGUUACACUUUGGUGUCAAUAAUCAAGAUAACAAUCAAAAUUUCAACUCGAAUAAUCCUGAUAUGUACAUCUAG
This is a messenger RNA of Diabrotica virgifera virgifera (western corn rootworm), 1257 nucleotides long. RefSeq lists its product as uncharacterized. NCBI's taxonomy places the organism in Eukaryota, Metazoa, Arthropoda, Insecta, Coleoptera, Chrysomelidae. Bases 1 to 1257 code for a protein of 418 amino acids. The transcript has a single exon. The record is from RefSeq and is a predicted model, not a curated record.